Messenger RNA from Marasmius oreades (fairy-ring Marasmius), 303 nucleotides. RefSeq lists its product as uncharacterized. The transcript is spliced from 3 exons. The record is from RefSeq and is a predicted model, not a curated record. NCBI's taxonomy places the organism in Eukaryota, Fungi, Basidiomycota, Agaricomycetes, Agaricales, Marasmiaceae. Bases 1 to 303 code for a protein of 100 amino acids.
AUGUGGCCGCUCAACAAACGGAGGUGCGGGUUGGAGGGUCCUGAAGUGGUUCAACGACUAGGUGGCUGCUCAGUUGGAGACGUUUGCCCGCAAAUGAACACCGCUGACGCGGUCACGGGUCAAGAAGAAUCAGAGAGAGAAGUUCGUUCGAAACGAAACGGGCGAGGUGCUUUGGUCAGCGCCCUACGAAACGAAUGUGCGCAUCGAGGAAAGAGUUUCUUUCAGAGUUUUGUGAAGGGAAUGAAAAUCCGUGAUCCCACAACUUUCUCGAGUGAUAGCAACGGUCUGUGUUUGCGCAGGUAG